This is a messenger RNA of Bicyclus anynana (squinting bush brown), 1814 nucleotides long. RefSeq names its product acyl-CoA Delta(11) desaturase-like. Gene Ontology annotation, molecular function: stearoyl-CoA 9-desaturase activity; iron ion binding. The record is from RefSeq and is a predicted model, not a curated record. Gene Ontology annotation, cellular component: endoplasmic reticulum membrane. Bases 366 to 1154 code for a protein of 262 amino acids. Gene Ontology annotation, biological process: unsaturated fatty acid biosynthetic process. Lineage: Eukaryota; Metazoa; Arthropoda; Insecta; Lepidoptera; Nymphalidae. The transcript has 3 exons.
CGUAAUCAACUCCCAGGGAAGUUGAAGAUUAAGUUUGCUUUACUUUACUAUUAAUUUGCUCUUUGUUCAGUUUUGCUUUCUUUCUUUUAUUUUUUUUUUGUAAAUUUUGUAUUACACAUAUAUUUGGUGUGUUUUAUUCUGUUCAUAUUCUAAGUAUUUCUGUGUCUACUGUAGAAGCCAGUUAUUGAUAAUUAUGUUUUAAAUCUUUAUUUCUAGUAUCAUAUUAUGUUAAUUAUUUUGUGUGCAUAAAUGUUGUUGGAUUGUCUAAAUAAAUAAAUUAAAAAAUUAACAUAUACUUCCUAUGAAUAAGGUCACUACCAUAUAGUCACUACCUAAUUCAUGAUCAUGUUUCUCUUCUAGAUCAGAUGAUCUACAUCCUAGCAGGUGUCGGCAUAAUGGCGGGCUCCCACCGACUGUGGUCGCACCGCGCGUUCAAGGCCAACAGAGCGCUGGAGAUCCUCAUCAUGCUCAUGACCUGCUUCGCCUACCAGAACACGGCCUACGACUGGGCCAAGAAACACCGCCAGCACCACAGGUACAGCGACACAGACGCUGAUCCCUACAACGCGAGCCGAGGGUUCUUCUUCUCCCACAUCGGCUGGCUGCUGGUCAAAAGACACCCGGAUGUCAAGCUACGCGAGGGGUUGAUUGACCUCUCCGACCUAAACUCCAACCCUGUGCUCAUGUUCCAGAAGAGAUACGCCAUCCCAUUGAUCGGCACAAUAUGCUUCAUAGUACCAACAGUGAUACCAGUAUACUUCUUCGGAGAAACCUGGACCGCGGCGUGGAACAUCAACAUCCUACGCUACACCCUCAACCUCCACAUGUCCUUCUUCAUCAACAGCGCCGCCCACUUGUGGGGGAAGCGGCCCUACGAUGUCAACAUACAACCGGUACAAAAUCUCUUCGUGUCUCUUGUAGCGUUCGGCGAAGGGUUCCACAACUACCACCACACGUACCCAUGGGAUUACAAGGCCGCGGAGUUGGGCAACAAUCGGUUGAAUCUGAGCACACUGUUCAUAGAUCUGUUCGCGUGGCUGGGGUGGGCGUACGACCUUAAGACUGUUCCUCACGACAAGGUACAGGCGAGGAUGAUCAAAACAGGCGACGGUAGUGAUAUGUGGGGACGUAUGAAUAGAGAUGAAGUGGAUUGACUUUAACUAUCUAUUAAACGUAAUAUGGUAGUAUUGUUUUAUUUAUUAACUUCGGCCUAAUCGAGUUUACUCUUUCAGAUCGAUUGCCCAAAUAGUCUAAAUAGUGUAUGUUGCCCCGCAGCAUACACUAUGUACCUCUCAAUGACGCCUGAAGAGUGAAAGGUGCGCAGAACAGGUUGCGCACAAAAAACGUAACGCUGUCAUUCGUUCAUCGAAUUUUACUGCCCAUAUUUUUUUCAUAUCUGGGGCUAUACAGGAAGAAAUUUUUUUUAGUGCGGAUAUUUUUUUAUUUUGUACAUAAACAAAAUUUAAUGAACACGUAUUUUUUCUUUUUUUUUUAACUCAAAAAUAACAAAGUUAUCGUUAGCUAAAGUUAUUUACGUUUAAACAGAAUUUGAGGGUCACCCUAUCGCUGUACUAGGUAAUAGGCAACUAUACUCGAAAUUUACUUAGAUGACUUUUUUACACAACAAUAAUGGCCGACUAUGAAUCAAAGACAAUCAGUAGGGUUGAGAAGUUAACGGCGGGCAUCGGAACGAUAUCAAGUAGGUAUCGUUAUAACUGAAAUACCUAAACUAAAACAUCCGUUACUAUACUACGUUAUCUUAAAAGGGAACGUAUAGUAACGUUUGUCGGUUGUGUGCAUUUUAAGAAAUUAAA